AUGUUCAUAGGAGGUCUUAAUUGGGAAACAACAGAUGUUACGGAUUGUAUAGUCAUGAGAGAUCCAAAUACUUCAAGAUCUCGUGGGUUUGGUUUUUUAACUUUUGUAGAUUCAUCCGUCGUUAAUACCGUUUUGGUAAAGGAGCAUCACUUGGAUGGUAAAAUUAUUGAUCCUAAACGAGCCAUUCCUCGUGAAGAACAAGAAAAGACUGAAAAAAUCUUUGUCGGUGGCAUCGCUCCUGAAGUUACGGAAGAAGAAUUUAAAGAAUACUUCUCUCAAUUUGGGCAUGUAAUAGAUGCCACAUUAAUGGUUGAUCGAGAUUCCGGAAGACCUCGUGGUUUUGGUUUCAUUACUUUCGAUUCAUCCGAGCCGGUUGAAAAAGCUAUGAAUCGAAAUGAUUUGGAAUUUAAUAAUAAACAAAUUGAAGUGAAACGUGCGAUGCCUAAACAUAAAUCCUCAAGAGCACAAUCAAUUUACGGACAAGGAUACGGAUCAUCCUCUUCAGCAAAUGCAGCACCUGGAAUGUUAUCAUCACCGGCGGGUUCAGCUAAUAGCAGUUCAUAUUCUAGUUACGGCGGAUACGGUAGUCAAUAUUCCGGUUACAACUAUCCAAAUAGUUACACCAGUGGGUACGCUCAAUACAAUGCGAUGACGCAUGCUUAUUAUUCUUCAAGAUACGGAGGAUACAACGCACAAUACGGAAGUAGCUACGGAUCUAGUCGCGGAGGAUCAUACGGUCAAUGGUAUGGUGGAAGAGACGGUGGUUAUGGAUCUGGUGGUCCAUCAUCUACUGGAGGCGCAUCCGCAUUAGGUGGUCCAAGUUCCAGUAGUCGCAUAGGUGGCGGAUAUCGUCAUUCUCCUAGUCGCGAUGAGGGCGGUUACGGUAUGGAACUGGAAGCGCUUUAUAUAGUAGUCACCAGGUUCGAGGACAACAUAACUACCAUCCAUAUGCCCGACAUCUGA
Molecule: messenger RNA, 963 nt
Organism: Diversispora eburnea
Lineage: Eukaryota; Fungi; Glomeromycota; Glomeromycetes; Diversisporales; Diversisporaceae
Source: the annotation of a GenBank genome assembly